AUGAAUGUAAGAUCCGUCAUCUGCUUCGCAUUCGUCACCUCACGCCAGUUCACCGUUGUUACCCUCCUCGCCCUCGCCUCAACCGCCGUUGCGGCCUCGGACAUGACCGCGUACGCCAAGCGCGCGCACCUCCACAACCACGCUGAGGAGCGUGACGGUCCCGUUGACCUCGUCGGUAAGAGCCAGCACAACAGCGACCGUCGGCUUGACGGCGUGCUCUAUGAUGUUAACACCCUUGGCCGUCGAGCCUGCAACCCCACCGCCUGCAGCUGCAAGUACGUCCUCGCCGGUCUGUUCUGCGGUGACGGCCUCCUCGGCUGCAAGAAGGGCUACGUCUACCAGUGCUCGGGCGGCCCCAAGUCGUGCGAGUUCGGGCUUCGUGACUCGUGCAAGCAGUGCAACCAGCUCCAGUGCUAG
Cutaneotrichosporon cavernicola is the source of this 417-nucleotide messenger RNA. RefSeq lists its product as uncharacterized. The coding region runs from base 1 to 417 and encodes 138 amino acids. The record is from RefSeq and is a predicted model, not a curated record. Lineage: Eukaryota; Fungi; Basidiomycota; Tremellomycetes; Trichosporonales; Trichosporonaceae. The transcript is spliced from 2 exons.